AAAACUUUAAACACGAACCUUUAAUGCCAUAAAAAUGUAAUUUAUCUAAUAACACUGAGUGAUCUACAAGAUUGAAUGCUUUGCUCAAAUUACAAGCAGUAAUCUGAGCAAAGCUCCCGUCUUCAAAAGCUUUAAUAAUUUUGAACAACAUCGACUCAAUUGCAUCUAUUGUGGAUAACUUUUUACGAAAACCAAAUUGAGUCUCGCUAGGAAAAGAUUUAGCUUCUAUCACAUUUCUCAGUACAGGGGCAUCGACAAACGCUUUUUAUCUUGGCUUGCGAGGUGUGAAGCCCAUGUUUAUCUAUAGUCAACCCCAAGAACUCCAAAUUUGAUGCAAAAAGUGUACACUUAUCUUGUUCCGCAGUGAAACCUACAGCCUUGAGGCGUGCACAUGCACUACUAGACUUCUCUACAAUAAUGAUAAUAUAAGAAUAAAGUUGUUGCCAAGCAAUGUUAAAAAAAUUCCAACAUUUUAAUUCACUGAAGAAAAUAGAAAAUCAUAAACCAAAUUUGUUGUUUGUAGCAAUCAUAAUCUUGCAUCGUUUGAGAAAAUAAAAAUAGCGACUUCAACAGCCUUUAAAAAGAAGGAAUAUAUGUAAUUGGAUAGCAAGAUAUUGAAAGUAUAACAACUGCUUCUUGCAAUGGAGAAUAAUAAUGAAGCCAAGGAAGUGACUAAUGGAGGAUUUAACUCUGAUAACACUUCUUGGGCAUCGCAGCAAGAUUCUACAAGUGACCUGAAUGAUUACUUUGAAGGCAGCAGUAAAAAUUCACUGCACAAAUGUAGACCAACAGUGGCACUGGAGGCUAGGACCUCCCCGUCGUCUGAAGGAGGAAACUGUGAGGUCUGCCAACUGCAGAACGCAGACACGUGUGUCGUGCACUUCGAUAACUCACACAUGUCAUUCUGCAUGGACUGUGCCAAAGAAUGUUACAGCAGGGGACAAUUUUGUCCUCUCUGCUCCAAACGAAUAGUUUAUUUCUACAAGUACGAUAAUGUUUAAAUAUAAUAAAAUGACUUGAAAUCUG
Molecule: messenger RNA, 1026 nt
Organism: Macrosteles quadrilineatus (aster leafhopper)
Lineage: Eukaryota; Metazoa; Arthropoda; Insecta; Hemiptera; Cicadellidae
Product: E3 ubiquitin-protein ligase Mdm2-like
Exons: 3
Coding region: 642-1001 (119 amino acids)
Source: RefSeq, a predicted model, not a curated record